Molecule: messenger RNA, 2184 nt
Organism: Salvia hispanica
Lineage: Eukaryota; Viridiplantae; Streptophyta; Magnoliopsida; Lamiales; Lamiaceae
Product: polygalacturonase non-catalytic subunit AroGP2-like
Source: RefSeq, a predicted model, not a curated record
CAUCACACUCUAGUAUAAAAAAUGUUGCCUCCAACCAUCAACCAACCCAUCACCAACAUUCUCACUCUUCUUUCUCUCACUAGAACAAUGAGCUCCGCCGCCGCUCCGCCGCUCCUCCCCCUCUUCCUCCUCGCCUUCCUCUCCAUCUCUUCUCUCAAUGUAGCAGCCGCUGGAGAAAACCCAUUCACGCCCAAGGGCUACGCAAUGCGGUACUGGAAGAAGCAGAUCUCCAAUGACCUGCCCAGGCCGGAGUUUCUGUUCGACAAAGCUUCGCCGCUGAGCGCCGCCCAAUACGCUGCCUUCUCGAAGCUCGCCUCCGAUCAGAGCUCGCUGUCGACGCAGCUCCCGGAGUUCUGCUCCAAUGCCAAUCUCCUCUGCUUCCCCGAUUUGGCCCCGAGCCUGGAGAAGCACAGCGACAAUGCCAACUUCGCCGCCUACGUCGGCAAGAACUUCACCAACUACGGCACCGAUCGCGUCGGCGCAACCGACGGCUUCCGGAGCUACUCCGAGAACGAGAAUGUCGUCGCCGACACGUUCCGCCGCUACAGCCGCGACUCCACCGGCCACCGCGAUAAAUUCACCGCCUACGCCACGGACGCCAACGUGGUGGACCAGACCUUCAACACCUACGGCACGGCGGCCACCGGCGGCAAGGGCGAAUUCACCAACUACAACGACCAAGUCAAUGUGCCCAACCUCGUCUUCACCUCCUACUCCGACAGCGGCAACGGCCGCCUUCAAUCCUUCACAGCCUACACCCAAAACGCCAAUGCCGGCGACCAGAAAUUCACCAGCUACGGCAAGAACGGCAACGGCGCCGAGAACGAAUUCAGCAGCUACGGCAACGAAUCCAAUGUGAUGGGCUCCACCUUCACCAACUACGGCGAGAAGGGCAACGGCGCCAACGACACCUUCACCAACUACGGCACCAACACCAAUGUCCCCGAGAAUCACUUCAAGAACUACGGCACUCAGGGCAAUGCCGCCACAGAAACCUUCAAAAAUUACAGAGAUCAAUCCAACGUCGGCGACGACACCUUCGAUUCCUACGGCAAGGCCUCCAACGCCGCUAAAAUCGGCUUCGUCAACUACGGCCAGUCAUUCAAUGAGGGCACCGAUAAAUUCACCGGCUACGGCAAAGACUCCACCGGCGCCGAGGCCGAUUUCAAGAUUUACGGCGUCAACAACACCUUCAAAGACUACUCGAAGCAGGGCACCAAAUUUUCAAGGUACAUUAAUGAGAGCUCUGCUGUGGUGGCCUCAUUAGUUUCCAGUGGCAAAAAGGUGAAUAAAUGGGUGGUUGAGCCAGGGAAGUUCUUCAGAGAGUCCAUGUUGAAGACUGGUACAAUCAUGCCUAUGCCAGACAUCCGGGAUAAAAUGCCCAAAAGGUCAUUUUUGCCCCGCCUCAUUGUCUCCAAAUUGCCCUUCUCCACCUCCAAGCUCGCAGACCUUAGGAGGAUCUUCCACGCUGUCGACGACUCGGGCAGCAUGACCAAAAUGCUCACUGAUACGCUGGCGGAGUGCGAGCGGGCACCCAGCCCCGGCGAGACGAAGCAGUGUGUGGCCUCGAUCGAGGACAUGAUCGACUUCGCCACGUCAGUGCUGGGGCGGAACGUGGCGGCGCGGACGACGGAGAGCACCCGGGGGUAUAAUGGGAAUAUCAAGAUUGGAAAUGUCAAAGGGAUCAACGGUGGAAAAGUGACAAAAUCAGUGUCGUGUCACCAGAGCUUAUUUCCCUACAUGCUUUACUAUUGCCAUUCCGUCCCAAAAGUCCGGGUCUACGAAGCGGAUAUCCUGGAUCCGAAAUCUGAGUCGAAAAUUAACCACGGCGUCGCUAUCUGCCAUGUCGACACGUCCUCGUGGAGCCCGGGCCAUGGGGCGUUCAUCUCGUUGGGGUCGGCCCCUGGUAAAAUAGAGGUGUGCCACUGGAUAUUCGAGAACGACUUGACAUGGGCAAUUGCGGAUUGAUCCGGGUUUGGAGCCAGAUACGGGUUAGAGUCGGACCAGUUGUGUUACGGAAAGGGUGAACCACUGGUUCGACCUUAUUAUAAUUGAACUCAUUCUAUAUUAAGCCUAAGUUAUUUAUUUAUUUUCAAACUCUAGAAUCUCUGAUAGUUGCUCAAUUCAAUGUUCCAUGUUGAUCAAUCAGUUAUAUAAAUGGGCUACGCCUCCUUCCCUUUCGUA